GAGAAUGUGCGAACUCAAACCCUUGCCUGUCUCACGCCCCUUUUCCCUGUGCUGAACAGCAAUGUGUUUUCAAUCGAGCCUUGAAAUGAACUUUAACAGAAACCAAAGGACUUUUUAUGCUUUCUUGAGCUCUUGUUUCGAACCUCUUAGAGACAAAUGUGUUCUGUAUGCCGAAAUCUAACAAACAGGGUCUUUUCCCCCAGUUAUGGGGUGCAUGUUCUCAUUGCCACAGGACAGACUGGCAGCAGCAGAGAGAGCUCAACCCAUCCGUGAGACCAGCUUUAUUGAAAAACUGAAGAAAAAUAACCGAAACAUUGUGGUGUUUUACGGAUCCCAAACAGGGACGGCUGAGGAGUUUGCUAACAGACUGGCAAAAGAUGCCCUUCGCUAUGGAAUGAAAGGGAUGGCAGCUGACCCAGAGGAGUAUGACAUGUCCGAGCUGUCUAGAUUGAAAGAGAUUCCAAAUUCCUUGGCUGUAUUCUGUAUGGCAACCUAUGGCGAGGGAGACCCCACAGACAACGCCCAGGAGUUCCAUGACUGGAUGCAGGGCACUGAUGACAAUCUUGAGGGCGUCAAUUUUGCUGUGUUUGGUUUAGGAAAUAAAACAUAUGAGCACUUCAAUGCCACGGGCAAGUAUAUAGACAAUAGGCUUGCUGAACUUGGUGGGAAAAGGGUUUUUGACCUGGGACUUGGGGACAAUGACAACAACUUGGAGGAGGAUUUUAUCUCUUGGAAGGAACAGUUCUGGCCUGCAGUCUGUAAGUUCUUUGGCGUGGAGGACACAGGAGAAAACAGCAGCAUUCGGCAGUAUGAACUGGUGGUCCAUAAUGACAUCAAUAUGAAUCAAGUGUAUACCGGAGAGAUGGGGCAGCUCAAAAGCUUCCAGACACAGAAACCGCCUUUUGAUUCAAAGAAUCCUUUCCUCGCACCUGUGACUAUUAAUCGUAAGCUGAACAAAGAAGGAAGCCGUCACCUAAUGCACUUAGAAUUGGAUAUUUCUGACUCUAAAAUCAGAUAUGAUGCAGGAGACCAUGUUGCUGUUUACCCCACAAAUGAUGCAGCUGUGGUGAACAGAAUAGGAGACAGACUUGGAGUGGAUCUUGAUACUGUCAUCUCUCUCAAAAACCUGGAUGAGGAGUCCAAUAAAAAGCACCCAUUCCCAUGUCCAACUACAUACUGUACGGCACUGACCCAUUACCUCGACAUCAACAACCCGCCUCGCACAAAUGUGCUGUAUGAGUUGGCGCAGUACGCCUCUGAUCCCAAAGAACAGGAAAUCAUGCACAAGGUGGCCUCUGCCUCACUUGAAGGAAAGGCUCUGUACCAGAGCUGGGUUGUGGAUUCCGAAAGGAACAUCCUGGCUAUUCUAGAAGAUCUACCAUCACUGCACCCUCCUAUAGACCACCUGUGCGAACUUCUGCCUCGACUUCAGGCUCGAUACUAUUCCAUCGCCUCCUCCGCCAAGGUCCAUCCAACCUCUGUACACAUCUGUGCUGUGGUGGUCGAGUACACUACCAAGACAGAAAGAGUCUUCAAAGGUGUGGCUACCAACUGGCUCAAGAGCAAAAUUAUUACUUACAAUGGCCACAAUCCCACUGUUCCCAUGUAUGUUAGAAGAUCCCAAUUCCAUCUGCCCUUCAAUGCAAGUAAUCCUGUAGUUAUGAUUGGGUCUGGAACUGGCAUUGCCCCUUUCAUGGGCUUCAUCCAGGAGAGGGCAUUGCAGAAAGAACAAGGGAAGGAUGUUGGUGAGACUAUACUUUACUUUGGUUGUCGCCAUAGAAACGAUGACUUCCUGUACCAACAGGAACUGGAGGAUUAUGAGAGGGUGGGUGUGCUGACACAGCUUAAUGUUGCUUUUUCAAGAGACCAGGAACACAAGGUCUAUGUGCAACAUCUUCUAAAGAAAAACAAGGAGCACUUGUGGAAAUGUAUACACUCAAAUAAUGCCCACAUAUAUGUUUGCGGAGAUGCUCGUAACAUGGCUCGAGACAUCCAGGCGGCCUUCCAUGAGAUUGCCCAGGAGGUGGGCAGCCUGACACACACACAUGCUGUCGACUAUUUCAAGAAGCUGAUGACCAAGGGACGAUAUUCACAGGAUGUUUGGAGUUAAACCAACUGACAAACCCAGUACUUGCCACUAUACCUCAUAAGUUUUGUUUCCUUAAAUAGUAUAGCUAGAGCUAAACAGAGCUGAAUUUUUCUGUCUUAGCAUUCACCUGAAAUGACUGUUUUGUUUCUGAGAGGUUGUGAUGAAUUAAGGUGCUGCGGAAGACCAAAUCCUUCAGUAGUCAGAACCAUGACACAAAAUAGCAUUAGUUUAAAACAUUGUUCUCUGAAAUUUUGUAAUAUUUAUUAUCAUACUCUGAUUCACUCAGCUGAAAAUCAAAUUAGAUGUGUUUAAUUGUAUGCAAACUACCAGUACAACUAUAGUAAAUUUGUUUGGUUGCAUAUUAACCCUAAGCAGUCUUGGAUGUCCAUUUAUGAGGACAUGUAGGUCAAGGACAAACAUUGUUCCUUUGCUUCUUUUUUGAGUGAUGCCUAAUAAAGUAUGUUUGUGUACAUAUUCUGUUAUAUUUUUGUAUUGUUUUAUCCCUGUGUUAAAAGACUGCAAAUAUCACUUGUUGUGACAUAUUGUACUACACACACGAGGAUGAAGAUUUUUAGAUGAAUAUUUUCCCACAUUGUAAAUAAAAACUGGACAGGUUUUGCCACUAAUUGAAUGCACGUUUCAUAGAAACACUAUGGUGAGUAGCUAUGACUGAGCAAUUAUGCAAUCAACAUGACUUCCAUGGUUAGGAGGAGUGUCACUUAUUCCAUCAUAUUCAUUUUUAUUGUCAUUUAGCAAAGUUUUAAGCAAACUUGUCUGCUGUCAGAUCUCAAGUCCUGGAAAAAUGUGUUGAAUAGGAAUUUCCAUAACAUUUUAAAAGGUGCAUUUAUGAAGGAAAAAUAUGUUGUUUUAAUGCUGCAACAACAUUACAAUUCCUAGUGGUGUGUUAUUAUCCAAUUAAAUUUGUUGUUGUCACAGUGAUGUCAAUGUAUUCUCAAUCAUGCAAUGUUUAA
Molecule: messenger RNA, 3060 nt
Organism: Xyrauchen texanus (razorback sucker)
Lineage: Eukaryota; Metazoa; Chordata; Actinopteri; Cypriniformes; Catostomidae
Gene: pora
Product: P450 (cytochrome) oxidoreductase a
Exons: 15
Coding region: 206-2110 (634 amino acids)
Biological process (GO): response to hormone
Cellular component (GO): cytosol
Molecular function (GO): FMN binding; flavin adenine dinucleotide binding; NADPH-hemoprotein reductase activity
Source: RefSeq, a predicted model, not a curated record